AUGCCAGGUGGAAAUACCCGAUCAGUGCUGCACGCCAUGCCAUUCCCACUGUGCAUGCAAAGGGGCAAUGAGAAUCGAUUGGUCGACCUUGAUGGAAAUGAAUAUAUUGACUGCCUUGGUGACAUGACUGCCGGUCUUUUCGGGCAUUCCCGCUCGGUGAUCAUGAAGACGGUGAUCUCCACCAUGGACAGCGUUGGGAUGAACAUUGGUUCCUCGACGGUUGCCGAAGCGCGCUUCGCUGAGGCGAUAUGCAACCGAUUCACCUCCAUCGACCAGGUCCGCUUUUGUAACUCGGGAACGGAAGCAAAUAUCUACGCAUUAAGUGUGGCGCGUCAGAUCACGGGUCGGUCAAAAGUUAUCGUCUUCGAGGGUGGCUAUCAUGGAGGUGUACUCUCGUUUGCCCACGGUGUUGCCCCUAACAACGUUGAUCGAGACGACUGGAUUCUCGGACAGUACAACGACGUUGAGGGUGUUGUAAAUCUGAUAACUGAGAACAAAGACGUUGCAGCGGCAGUGCUAGUUGAGGGCAUGCAGGGUGCUGGUGGAUGCAUCCCAGGAUCAGCCGAUUUUCUCCAUGCUAUACAGGAUACCGCAAAAGAAAAUGGUAUAAUUUUCAUCCUUGACGAGGUCAUGACAUCGCGACUGGCACCGGGCGGAUUGCAGUCGAUCGUGCGGCAUCCUGUCCACGUCACCCCUCUGUCCCCGGAUAUGACCACGCUUGGGAAGUGGAUUGGCGGCGGACUUAGCAUCGGUGCAUUUGGCGGCCGACGAGAUCUGAUGUCGGUCUAUGACCCGCGCACGUCGAACAUCCACCAUUCCGGUACCUUCAACAACAACAGCCUCGCCAUGAACGUGGGAUGCACGGGCAUGACCUCGGUGUAUACAGCGGAAGCAUGUACUGCCUUGAACACUCUUGGAGAUGACCUCCGACGGGGACUACAGGAACUGGCGAAGGGCACGAAUAUGGUCGUGACGGGUAUUGGAGCUGUCAUGAAUAUCCACUUCGUGCCGAAGGGUGGACAAAAUGCGAUUGGUAGGAUAAGCGAUCUGGAAGUUGAACCGCGAAGCGUCGAGGCGACUCUCCGUGACCUCCUGUGGUUCUACCUGAUCGAGCGCGGGUUCUGGAUCGCUCGUCGGGGAAUGGUUAGUCUGCUUCUGGGGACGAGCAGCGAGGAGGUGGAGGCGUUACAGGGUGCUGUGGGAGACUUCCUAGAGGAGUUCAGAGACCUUGUCGCCAUUUAG
Molecule: messenger RNA, 1242 nt
Organism: Aspergillus mulundensis
Lineage: Eukaryota; Fungi; Ascomycota; Eurotiomycetes; Eurotiales; Aspergillaceae
Product: putative Glutamate-1-semialdehyde 2,1-aminomutase
Exons: 2
Coding region: 1-1242 (413 amino acids)
Molecular function (GO): pyridoxal phosphate binding; transaminase activity
Source: RefSeq, a predicted model, not a curated record